CCCUCCUGAUUGGUCCCCGCGCCGAGCUGCUCACGGGUUCAUUGAAGUGUUAAGCACCUCCCCGUCUCUCUAAAGGACAUUAUAAUGCAAGAGACCCCCUUUUUAACCACACACCGAAUUUUCUUUCAUUUAGGCGAUCUAUAUAUAUCUAUAUCUUAUAUCUUAUAUCUAUUUUAAAUAACUUAAGGCCGCUAAAAUUUGGGGGGGAACAGCCUUCGCCCUGGAGCGGUGCGCGAUGCUGUCUCACGCCGACCUCCUGGACGCCCGUCUCGGGAUGAAAGAUGCGGCCGAGCUGCUGGGACACCGGGAGGCGGUGAAGUGCCGGCUGGGAGUAGGGGGCUCGGAUCCGGGGGGACACCCGGGAGACAUGGCCCCCAACUCGGACACGGUGGAAGGGACCACCCUGCUGCCGGGGGAGGACAUCACUACGGUGGGAUCCAAUCCCAGCUCCUUGGCCGUCAGCGCCAAAGACGCCGACAAGCAGCAAGGCCAGCAGGGCGGCCAGAACCCCAGCCAGGCGGGACAGCAGCAGGGCCAGCAGAAGCAGAAGCGACACCGCACCCGCUUCACGCGGGCUCAGCUGGACGUGCUGGAGGCCCUGUUCGCCAAGACCCGCUACCCCGACAUCUUCAUGCGGGAGGAGGUGGCCUUGAAGAUCGACCUGACCGAGUCCCGAGUGCAGGUGUGGUUCCAGAACCGUCGGGCCAAGUGGAAGAAGCGCAAGAAGACGACCAACGUGUUCCGCGCCCCGGGCACGCUGCUGCCGACACCGGGGCUGCCGCAGUUCCCUUCGGCCGCCGCCGCCGCCGCCGCCGCCAUGGGCGACAGCCUCUGCUCCUUCCACGCCAACGACACGCGCUGGGCCGCCGCCGCCAUGCCCGGGGUGUCGCAGCUGCCGCUGCCGCCGGCGCUGGGCAGGCAGCAGGCCAUGGCGCAGUCCCUGUCCCAGUGCAGCCUGGCGGCCGGGCCGCCGCCCAACUCCAUGGGGCUUUCCAACAGCCUGGCGGGCUCCAACGGCGCCGGGCUGCAGUCGCACCUCUAUCAGCCCGCUUUCCCCGGCAUGGUGCCCGCCUCGCUGCCCGGCCCCAGCAACGUGACGGGCUCGCCGCAGCUCUGCAGCUCCCCGGACAGCAGCGACGUGUGGCGGGGAACCAGCAUCGCCUCCCUCCGCCGCAAAGCACUAGAGCACACAGUCUCCAUGAGCUUCACCUAAUGGCCGCCGCCCCGAGCCGCCGCCCCCCGCGGCCGCGCCCCGC
Messenger RNA from Coturnix japonica (Japanese quail), 1256 nucleotides. RefSeq names its product orthopedia homeobox (gene OTP). The record is from RefSeq and is a predicted model, not a curated record. Gene Ontology annotation, biological process: neuron differentiation; regulation of DNA-templated transcription. Gene Ontology annotation, molecular function: DNA-binding transcription factor activity, RNA polymerase II-specific; DNA binding. NCBI's taxonomy places the organism in Eukaryota, Metazoa, Chordata, Aves, Galliformes, Phasianidae.